AAUGAAUGCUCCAGUUCUCCAUGCACCAACGGAGGAACCUGCGUGGAUCACAUUUACUACUACAAAUGCACUUGUCCAACUGGCUUCACAGGAACCAACUGUCAAUAUUCGAUUUACCCGUGUCGAUCGAACCCCUGCCAGAACAACGGUACCUGCAAUGAUCUGAGCGACUUGAAAGCCAGCCCUGCCAUCUCCAACUACACAUGCAGCUGCAUCGCUGGCUACAAUGGAAGCAACUGCGAAUUUUAUUGGAAUAAAUGUUUAAAUAAUCCGUGUGCAUACGGUGGCACAUGUUCAGUGGUCAAGAACCUAGGCCCUCCCGAAUCCUAUAGCUACAAAUGUUCAUGCGUUACUGGGGCGACUGGAGCCAACUGUGAAACAGCUUUAGUGAACAAGUGCGAUUCAAGCCCCUGCAAGAAUGGUGCUUCUUGCGAGAACAAGGUCACUUCAUUUGCAUGCACGUGUGUGGCUGGCUACGUUGGAAUAACGUGUGAAUCUGGUUGGUAG
Helobdella robusta is the source of this 507-nucleotide messenger RNA. RefSeq lists its product as hypothetical. Gene Ontology annotation, molecular function: calcium ion binding. Gene Ontology annotation, cellular component: plasma membrane; protein-containing complex. The annotation marks the transcript as partial. Gene Ontology annotation, biological process: heterophilic cell-cell adhesion; establishment or maintenance of epithelial cell apical/basal polarity. Lineage: Eukaryota; Metazoa; Annelida; Clitellata; Rhynchobdellida; Glossiphoniidae. The transcript has 4 exons. The record is from RefSeq and is a predicted model, not a curated record.